Molecule: messenger RNA, 11348 nt
Organism: Acanthopagrus latus (yellowfin seabream)
Lineage: Eukaryota; Metazoa; Chordata; Actinopteri; Spariformes; Sparidae
Gene: mtcl2
Product: suppressor of glucose, autophagy associated 1
Exons: 24
Coding region: 380-6070 (1896 amino acids)
Biological process (GO): regulation of autophagy
Source: RefSeq, a predicted model, not a curated record
GCACAGAGGGAGGCUACAGCAGAUCAACCACACCGCCUCUCUGUUUCUCACCCACUGCUCCUCUGAGCGAACACCCGGCCGGUUAAUGCGAUCGAGGCAGAUGUCCUGAAGAGAGCAGGGGAGGAUCAGACAAAACAAAGCAGGAAUCAUUCGCACACGGUGUUUAUACGGGACUAUAUCUUUUUGUCUUGCUGGACUCCGCUUGCUGCUCCUUCGUCUUGUUGCGCUACAGGAGCCCUCGUCGUGGCCGCAGCAGAGAGGGUCCCCUCCUUUUGUGUGGCUCUGCAGUUGUUUAUUCACGCUCCCAACUUCUGCCUCCUGUUUCCUCAGCACGGGAGGUUUCAUUUCUGCGGUUCUCGUUUCGGCCUAAACGGAAUGAAUGACAAAAACAAAGGAGGUUGAUGUCCACAACUCCCCGACUCACCUCGUCUUCGCCUCGCCUAAGGAACGGAGACUCCAUCUCCGGCAGAAGAUGGAAAGCGGAGGCGGGACGGAGGGCUCGGACAGCGGGCAGACGCAGCACGCGGUGCCCGGGCAGCAGCAGCUGAACGCCCGGGCCGGGUCCACGGAGCUCCCCGCGCAGCCUCCCGGCGAGAAGAAGAAGGUGAACCGGGCUCCAUCCCCGGCCAGACCCAAGGAUGUACCCGGGUGGUCGCUCACGAAGAUCCGCGGAGGGAUCGGGACCCCGACCCUGAGCGUGAAGCCGGGAGCCAUCCACCUGGGGACCCGCAUUUCCAGGCGCAGCCCCGUGGGGAGUCUCUCCGGGAAGGAUGGCAAAUCGGAGAAGAGCGGUGGUGGCAAACCGGCCGGCAAAUCCUCCUUCUCCGGGUUGUCCAAAGCCUCGGCGGCCAAGGCGGCCAAGAGCACCGGAGGGCGGAGGAAGGUGUCGGACGCCAGCAUCGGAUCGGACGAUUUAUCCAAAGACUCCGGCUGCGCCACCGGGAAGCUCUCCCCGACCGACAGCAGCUCCGAGCUCUCGGACUGCGCCUCCGAGGAAAACAAGCUCUCCGCGGACGCCGCGAGCAGCGACGCCGAGUCGAGGAGCAGCCGGGGCGGUGGACCGGACGGAGACAAGCCGCUCAGGGAGAGCGCACUGGCGGACAGAGCGAGCCAACAAGCCGCCGCAAAGACCGGCUGCUACAAGGACCAGCUGUCGGUGGGCGCGGAGACCGGGGAAGGAAGCAUCUCCCCCGGCGAGGAGCGCUCGGUCACCUCGUUCGACAGCAGGGUGCCUGCCAGCACGUCCCUGGCUUUCUCAGACCUCACGGAGGAGUUUAUGGACGGCAUGCAUGAAGAGUUUGUCCGGGAGAUAGAAGAGCUCAGAUCCGAGAAUGAUUACCUCAAAGAUGAGAUGGAGGAGCUGAGGUCUGAGAUGCUGGAGAUGAGGGACAUGUACAUGGAGGAGGACGUCUACCAGCUGCAGGAGCUGCGGCAACAGCUGGAGCAGGCCAACAAGACCUGCCGCAUCCUGCAGUACCGGCUGAGGAAGGCAGAGCGGCGCUCUCUCCGCGUGGCCCAAACAGGGCACGUGGAUGGGGAACUGAUACGGACGCUGGAGCAAGACGUUAAAGUAGCGAAGGACGUGUCUAUCCGUCUCCACAGCCAGCUGGACAGCGUGGAGAAGAAGAGGAGUCGUCUGGAUCAGGAGAACGAGGAGCUGAGGGUCCGGCUGCAGGACCUGGAGGUCGCCAAGCAGGUGCUGCAGCAGGAGAUUGACAAGAACUCCCAGAAGAAAAGAGGAGCGCGCCCCAACAACAAACCUGACAAGAAGCUCGGUCCACAGGAGGACAGUUCAGACCUGAAAUGUCAGCUCCACUUUGCCAAAGAGGAAUCAGCUCUGAUGUGCAAGAAGCUGACAAAGCUGGUGAAGGACAGCGAGGCCAUGAAGGAGGAGCUGGCCAAGUACAGGUCGCUGUACGGGGACGUCAACGCCUCGCUCACCGUAGAGGAGGUCGCCGACUCCCCUCACACCCGCGAGGCGGAGAUCAGAGUCCACCUGAAGCUGGUGGAGGAGGAGGCCAACCUGCUGAGUCGACGUAUCGUGGAGCUGGAGGUGGAGAACAGGGGGCUCCGGGCUGAGAUGGAAGACAUGAAGGGACCCCAAGAUGGUCCUCAAGAACUCGCUGGUGUCGGUGGUGGUCUGGGGGUCGGUCUUGGCCUCGGAGGAGGGGCCAUGGUACUCGGGGGUGGGGCGUCGUCUGAAAACGUCAUGGAGCUCCAGAGACACCUGCAGUUUGUGGAGGAGGAGGCGGAGCUGCUGAGGAGGUCUCUAAUCGAACUGGAGGAACAGAACAAACUCCUGAUGAAUGAGAUCAACCGCUACAAAUCUGACCUCCCGCCUCCACCGUCCACGCUGUCGUCCAACUCGCUGACGUCGCUGACGGACGGGCUGCUCAACGACAGCCCAGUGCACUCCAUACAGGAAGGGGCAGUGCUUAUCAGCACAGACGCCCCAGCCCAGGAGGAGGAGCUGAGACUGGCGAGGCUUCAGAUUGGAGAGCUGAGCGGGAAGGUGAAGAAGCUGCAGUACGAGAACCGAGUGCUCCUGUCCAACCUGCAGCGCUGUGACCUGGCAUCCUACCACGCUCCUUCCUCCUCCUCUUCCUCCUCACUGCGACUGGCUCUGGAGACGGACGCUGAGGCUGGAGACUCAGCUGAGUGCCUCCCCACCAGUCCGCCGCAUCGCAAAGAGCCAGUAGGGGGCGAGAACGACGCCCUGGAGAUCAAAGAACGGAAAAAGAAGAUCGAGGACAACGCUGACGCACCGGCCUCGCUCCCUGGGUGCCUGGGGCAAAAGGACCAUGAUGCCUUGCUGGCCAUGAGGGACCAGGCUCGCUUGGUUUCCACGGCAAUACAGCUCCUGACCUCCCCGGAGUCUAACUGCCUCUCCUCCUCCCCAUCCAUCUAUCACAAGGUCUGCAGCAACGAGGCCGCGGAGCCGUGUGACCUGGAGAAACCCCAGCCGCACAGCCAGAUUUCAGAGCUGUCUGACCUGGCCGACCGGCCUCUGGUUGGUGCUCUGACCAGCAGGCUCCAGGCCCUCCACACCCAGCUACAGGCCUUCGUGGAGCAGGUAGACAGCCUGGGUAAAGCCCCGGCAGGUGGGAGGGACCCUCAGGUGGAGGGCGAGUCUCCUCUGGCCUCACCCUGCGCCUCCCUCCCCUGCUCUGGAGACGGCCAGGAUGGGCCGAACACUCCCGAGCAGAAGCAGCCUGAUUAUAGGGACCAAUCAGAAGCGGAGGUGAAAGGUCAAACUGACGAGAAUCAGAGCCAAUCAGACAUCAAUGAGACUCAAAAGCAGGAAAGCGGCCGGCUGGAACAGGGAGAGAAGGAGGCAGACGAUGCACUGCCCGUCCAGUCCGGCGACCUCGAGGUUCAGCCGUCCAAUGUGGAGGAGUUGGCCCUCGGACCGCGGGAGGAGCGGGAGGAGCUGGAGAAGGAGAGGAAGGCUCAGAGAGAAACCUCUGUCAGACUCACACAGCUGCAUGACGAGCACCAGAAGGCUCUGCUCCGUCGGGACUUCCAGCUGCAGAGUUUGGGUCUCCAGGCUCGCCUUCAGCAGAAGCUGUGGAGCCAGGAGAGGACUCUGCUGGUCCAGGAGUCGCAGCACCUCAAACAGGCCCUAUUACUGCUCAGCCUCAAGCUGCGCUGCUUCCUCAAACAGUGGAGGCUGGGCUGCAAGAAGGACACGGAGUGGAAAGAUGUGUUGGAGAUGAACAGCCUGAAGGACCUCUACCUGCUGCUGGAGGAGGACAACCUGACAAGCCCCGCCCACCAGGCCGACAAGAGGGCAGCAGCAGAGGAGCUGCCCCUCAGCCCAACUAUCAAGUCUAGCGCUGUGAGCAGCACCCUGGCAGACCUGAGGGUGGCGCUGCAGGAUCUGAGCGGAGAGUUGCGUCAGGAGAGACAAGGCUCCCAGGAACUCACCCAGCAGUUCGCAAAGGCCAAGGCAUCAUGGGAAGUGGAGAGGACCGAGCUGAAGAGCCUGAUCACGCAGCUCGAGACCAAAACGGGCAAAGCAGCGACGGCUCUGUCCGCCUCUGAUGCUCUGGAACCUCCGGACCUGAAGGUGGCGCUGAAGAGGGAGCGCGAAGAACACCAGCACCUCCUGGCUGAUUCCUACGCCGCGGUGAUGGACCUGACUAAACAGAUUCAGAUCGGAGAGAGGAACUGGGGCAGAGAGAAGCUCGAGCUGCUGGAGAGGUUCAGCCAGGAGAGAGCUCAGUGGGAGCAGAGACUGAGAGAGGCCACUGCACAACAGGGGAAGUCGAAGUCAUUAAGUGGCGAGUCCUCUGCAGACACAGUUGUCGCUAAUGGCACAGGGUCACCAAGAACCAAAUCCACAUCAGAGCUGGACGGGCCGGAGGUCAAUGGAGCAGCCAACCAGGAGGAGAAGACUCAGUUUGCAGUCUCACCUUUUUUCAUUCGCCCAGAGCUGGGUGACCUCACCAGUAAAAAUUGGACCUACCUGACCAAUGAGACCCCUGAGGUUGGGGACACUUGUAAGACCUGGGACGGCCCCAGCGGCUCCUGCAGCAGCUUAGUGGGAUCAGAGCUGGAUCUGGAGUCUGUCCAGAGGAGCUACACUGCUCCAGAUCGCACAGGCAUCCGGAUCUACUACAGCCCUCCUGCUGUACGACGCAUGGAACACCAGAGAAGGAACCUGGAGUCCAAAGAGUCGCAGCCAGCCCAGAACGGGAGCUCCUCCCUGGAACUGAAUGGCUCCGACGUAGAUGCAGUGCAGCCUCCGUCCUCCUUCUCGUCUUCGUAUGAGCAGUGGCUGAGCUCACUGUCCACGCAGCACAGGGAGCUGCUGGAGAGCAGAAGCGGCUGCAUCACCGGUUCGAUGCCCAGUAUUGUCAACAAUGGCAUCGGAGGCUCGGCUAGCAGUUUGGUUGACGGGAUGACGCCCUCGUCGGCUUUCCACGGCCUCGAGAUCGGGGAGAUUUCAGCCAACUUAAGCGACGACAUGAAGGAGAUGACCAACUGUGUCCGCCAGGCCAUUCGCUCUUCCUCUCUGGAGAGGAAAUCUGCCAAGGAACCCGGGAGUCAGGUGGCCGGCAUGUCCACCAGGUCCACGCAGACCACUUCACAGUACGUCAGCAUCGGGCUUCAAACCGACAACCUUCCUGGCAGCAGGGGGGCAAGUAUACACUCCAAAGCGUGGUCUCCUCGCCCCUCAUCUACCACCUCCUCGCUAGCGUCAGCCCGAACCCGGCAGAUAUCAACGUCACUGGACAAAGUUCACAGCCGCAUCGAGAGGCCGUGCUGUUCGCCCAAAUACGGAUCGCCAAAACUACAACGCAGAGUAUCGUCUGGCUCCACUUCCAGACUGGACAGUUCUUCCUCCUCCAGGGAUCGGAGCCUAUGGAGCCUCCAGCAACGAUCCCUCAGUGGAGGAGGAGGCUCGGCCUGGGCUCGCUCCACCACCACCAGGGACAGCCCCGUGCUGAGCGGCCUCACCGACGGCCUCUCCAGCCUCUUCAGCGUGGUGGAACACGCUGGAAGCACGGAGUCGCUGUGGAGGGGUGACGGAGGAGCCAGCCAGGGUGCCAGUCCAGCACGGCACCCUCCUGCCGCAGGGAAACCUUCAGUCUGUGGACCUGAACCCGGAUCUCAGCGCUACGGAGGCCUGGUCCAGGAGUUCUUCAGGAACGUCUGCAGCAGCCGCGCCCAGGGAGGAGUCGCCCUUCCUGGGGAGAGAACCCAGAAAGACUCCCUUGGAGGUCUGGCUGUCUUGGUCAGCGUCGAUGAGCCCAAGCCGGAGUGCGUGUCCGCAGGGGUCGGAGCGCUGACUGGGAUGGGCGGGAGCAACGACAAUGUGACCAGGAUUGUCAAUAAGAGGUUCAUGAGACAGACAGCAGGGGAGGAGAUGGUCAGCAUCAUGGGAGGAGGGAAAGAAACAACGAGCAGCGGAGGAGCUGUAGGACCCGGGCUGGAGGAUGCUCCCUGUGACUGUGCUGCCAGACCGUCGAGAACAGCAGCUCGCCACUCACUCGGCCACUGCAAGCACCGCCCACAAGAGUCUCCGGCGGCAGAUGGGGAAAAGAGUGACACCUGCAACGAGUGACGACACGUCUACUGUCACAUCCAACACACACACACACAAAGCAAUACUGAUUCUUCACAAACACUCUGCACCACUGCCAUGAAAACACACACUCUCACACCUGUCACAUUUUUUUUUGUUAGUUUUUUUUUGGGGGGGGUCUGACCAAAAAUAUGAAUAUGAAUGGUUUUUCCAUUCAAAUCAGAUUGAGAUACAUUUUUGAUGGCCGCCUACAACCUGCCACACAGGCACACUGCCAAACAUCACACACACACACACAUACACACACGCACACACACACCACUGGCAAACUGCACAGACUGCCCCACAAGCCUACUGCCACAUGUAUACUUUCAUAAACACACACACACACACACACACUCAGAAGCCAGGCAGUAUUACACUUGUCCUGGACUGUACCAUUCCAAUGGCCAAGAACAGGGAGGACUGAAACUCCGAUCAAAACUACCAGCAGCACAUGAAACAUGAACACACACAAUCUCACUCACAACUGCGAGAACUGAAGAAAUGUAUCAAGUAAAACUAUGAUGUCAGGACUGGACCUACCAACACCCCCCAAUUUAACAGGUACUACAGAUGUUCAGAUUUGGACUGGUAAACGCACCUCGAUGACAACACCUUGCUGUUGGACCAGCAGCCAUGUUGGAUUUCCAGAUUAAAAAGGAGAUGGAAUGGAUGAAGUUCCAGUUUGCAUUGAAGGUGAAUGUGGUUCUUCAGGAGCUACAAUAUAAAACUGAGGAGGUAUCUGUCACAGCUGGAGGGAUCUCCUGCAUAGUUUUGGCAAGCCGGUGGAAAAAUCUAGGCGAUUUCUCUCUGAACCUGUCAUAUACACACAUGCUGUGCUGGGAAAUGUAAUUAUGCCUCUGAUGGAUUAGCACAAUAACGUUCCAGUGAUUGUCUCCAACGUGGAUCUGAAAAACGUGACAUCUUGACGACACAUCUGCUUUGGCUGCAGACCAGUCGAUCACAAACGGAAGAAGUUAAGGACUGUUGGACUACGUGAUCCCAGCACGACCAGACUUUGACUCCAUUGAUGGAUGUUUGGACUCAGCUCAGCUCUAUAAAUGAGACCUACCAUCGUUGUUUAGUAGCAAACGUAAACAACAAAAAGAUCUUCAAUCUUCGAUCUUCAGCGUGCUCCCGGAAGGACUUUGGCCACAAACACGAGGACGUUUGUGGCACUGUAGCCAUGUCGUUAACCUUGUAGACGUAAGAAAACCUACUUCAAAAGGUGUUACCCUCUAGAGUCUGUCUGGGUAAUUACUGUUUUGGGUCGAACCUGUUGCAGCAGGCAGAAAGUGCCUGUUGGUUUCAUAUUUCCUCACUGAUGUCAAGAUUCAUCCUUAAACCCUGGAUGGUCUGAUGAAGACAUACAGCCGACUGUCCCGAGAGAUCUCUUAGUUGGUUACACUGAUCGGGGGCCAUUUCUGAUUGACUGCGAGGUUAACCAUCUGUAGAUUUCAAUCGUCUUUGGAUAGAGAUGCACUGAUAUCACUUUUUUCACUUGUUAUCUGAGUAGCUCAGAAACUAGUCUGGAAUCAUGCUGCAGAAACUCUUGAAAUCUGUUCAUUUAGGUCAUUUCUGUUGAAACAGUCCAGAGAAUUUAUUAUUUUUUUUAAAUUUUGUAUAUCACAUGUGAAAUCAAAUUUGAAUAAUUAAAACAGGCUUUAAUAACGAUAAUGACACUGACCUGAUACCUAGCAGCUUUAUCAGUGCAUCCCUACCCUGUAGGCUUCAUGGUAUCAGAUACAACUUGUGUCCAAACUCUUAGACGCUCAUCCACCAUCGGCCGGAAACACUUGCAAACACCAUUAUCCAAGGAGAAUUCAGUCAAUGCAUUCCUUUUCGUUAGAGUCUUUCCCAGAUGUGUGUAAAGGAUAGUUUUAAAAUGCUCGCCAUGCACCUCCUCCUUUCUUUACGCUCUCCUCUCACGCACAACCGCGCUCAUGUUGUUGUACUACAUUGACGCCCCGGCUACUGUAGGAACCUUACACGCAUUUUGAAAAUGUAGCAUCGUAAGAUCAUGAUAAACAACAAGCUCAGAGCGGUCGGAGUAGUUACAUCACCCACAGUUUUGACUUUUCAAGAAACGCAUUCAUGAAAUUUGUUAUAACCAUAUGGCGGUCACAAUGAUAUGAAUUCAAGAAGGAUGUCUGCACAAUGAGGAGAAAUAUCUGGGGAAGAAGGAAAAGACUGAAAAAUAUGGAACAGUCUUACUGGUGACUAGAAAAUAUAGAGUGUAAACUGAGAACAAUCACGUUUAGGAGGGUUUUUUUAAAUUCCAUUUCUCCUCUCCCUUUGUUUGCCAUGCCAUCUUCUUCCUAAUCAAUCAACAGAUAUUCAAAGUGCCUGUCAGAUUUUCCUGUUCGUCAGCUCACACCAAAACUGGACUCAUUAAAAACCACACAAACAAACCCAGCAGGCCUUUUUUUAAUGAGAAGGAUUGUUUUUAUGCACAUAGUUGAGAUCAGGCUGUACUGAAGCUACAAUAAAGUACUGUACCACAGUGGAGACGGGACAAAAUGGUUUACAGGUAUAGUAGGAUAUAAUAUACACUAUAUUUUAACUUUUUUUAUACCAAGGGUUAUUGUAUUUCUGGAAAGUAAAUUAUUUUUGUUUUGUUUAUUUUAUAUGGAUGUUUUUUGCUGAUAUAUUAGCCUGUUGUUUCUAUUCUUUCUAUUCAGUUAUCAUGGUGCUAAUUAGAGUAAAGGCUGCUGUAAAGUCAUCCACCCAUUGGUCUAUUUAAACAAGUCUCUUCCACUGUUUCUGUAUGAGCAGUUUCUCCAUCUCUGUACACCGUUUAAUGACUCAGCAGUUGUUUUUUUGGUUAGUUUUUUUUUUUUUUUAAAUAGGGCAUUACAGUAACAGUGUACGUAUUUAAAUAACACAGUGAGGAAAACCCACAGUCUGAACGCUGCUGUCUGUCUCCACUCCAGCCCUCACUGCUGGGAGGCAACCAACCGUCUGGAACCAGUCACCACUUCAAAAAGCUACCGGCCUGAUUGGCACGGGAGUGGGCCGUCUUAUUUUCUUUGACCACAAUUAUACAGCAGGUAACUUUAGCCAAGUUAGAUUCAAUGGUCAAAGACCACAGAAAUCAUAUAAAUGCCCCCGGAAAGCACAGCUAAUGGGGUUGAGUAGACGUCAGUUUCUUUUCUACAUUCCAUCACUUCUCCAUCAUCCGAAGCUUGUAGUUACAUCACUUGAUUAGAAACCACUGGAGCACUCACUGGAGUGAAUUAACCUGUUGAUAAAGCAGAGUGUGUAUUUGACAACAACGGAAAAGUGGAAAUGUCAAAAACAGAUUAUUCAGAUAAGGAAGGCGGAGUUCCAGGAUAUCAGUCUUCAGCCACAGCUUAGUUGAAAGAGUUAGCAUGCUAACAAGCUAACACGUUCACUUAGCAAUGCAGCUAGCCUGGCCUGUAUUUCAGAUCUCUCUCUUUUUUUUUUCUUACUUAAAAAAUAAAAUUAUAAUAAAAAAUAUUAUAAACUAUAUAAAAAAAAUGACAUUUUUAAUAUAUACUUAAGACGUACAAUCACUGGACACUCACGAGCAAGGAAGGUGGCCCUGAAAAGUUUGUAGGUUAGCUUGUUUCUUCGCAGAUGUCGUCUGCUUAGAUUUACAGCAAAUCCAAUGGAUUCCGAUCGUGACCCAAGUUUUUAAACAUCAUUUUAAACUUCUCAAACCACCCCAGCACCUAUACUGCAAGAUGAUUCCAACAAUUUGUACAUGUUUGCCCUAAUGUGGCUAAAUACUGCUUCUGUUUGAGGCUAGCACGGUUAGCCGUUUGCAUUUUCCUGCUCACAGCUGCUUAUGCGUACUUACUCAGGAGGUCUGGCACAUUUAAUCAAACCUUAGAUCAGAUAUACAUCAGUGAUCAGAUAUACAUCAGUGAUCAAAGCUGCUUCAUAUUAAAUAUAAGAGUGUACAAGGGUUUAAAUCUCAGCAUACCAACACAAAAUAAAGUUGGUCAAACCAGCCAAGAGGUUAAAAGAAUCAAGAUUGGCAAUGACUCACUUCCCACUUUUAAAAAAAUACCAGCCAACAAUAGUAGCUUCUUAUGUUAGUGCACAAAUUACAGUAAAUAUUGCAUGUUAAGACAGCUGACUAGCGAGCCAACAUGUUAUCAUCGACACUCAGAAUAGUUCAGACGCACAUGGUUAGAAGGAAACAACAGAAUACAUUAUUCCAUUAGCCCUAAAACUGGGGGUCUUUGGCUCUGGCUUUCUGUUUUAUGCCCAAAAUCUCUGUGUACUGUCAACAGAGCUUUAGUACAACUCAGGCAGGGCUUACUGCAGUGUUGCCAGAAGUCCUGUCUGAGGUAACCACAGACAAAUAAUGACUCGGCCGUCCCACAGUGUCUCACCACAUACUAUGAGAAGUCUCACGCUACAAAGGGACUUAUAUCAUACCCUAAUAUUAGGUUCUGCUCAGCGGAUACACUGCAAAACUACCGAAUCAGCCGUGACAAGCCAUCAAUCUUUAAAGUCUUUCCAUAACAUUUGGAAUUCAAACAUGCAACAUGUUUAACGAUGAGAUUUUUUGCUCGAAACACUGUAACACAAAAUGAAAGCACAAAUCUGCUUUGAACAAAGUAGACUUGAAAAUGAUUGGAUAGAUUUUGGCAUCACUUCCUCAUUCCGAAUGUGCGGUACAAAUAUCAUUCGAGCGUUGAGAUAUUUUGUAGUUUUGACUAAUUCCUUACAAGAUGUUACCGAUGUUCCCGAUUCCAAACAAAACCGAAUGGUUGUGAGAAACUUUGCCAGAUUCCGUUCUACCUCUCAGACUUCUGAAACCAUCACCACACACUGAGACACGUCAUUGUCUUCUGAACGUAUUUCAUGCCUGUAUACCUAUUGUCAUCUAGUCUUGCUGUCAACGAGAAGGUCCCUUUGUGCCUUUCCUCGACAAAGACUUUUAUUUUUCUGCAGAAAUUUGGCUCCAACUAAGUACAAAUUGUAUGAUGAUGCCAAAAUCCAGAUGAACUAUGUCUGGCUUUUAAGAUGAAAUGUCUUAAAUUUGUCGUCUUGCGGUAGGUUUAGACCGAUUUGUGUUUACAUUAAUCUUCGGCGGUUGCUACUACACACAUGCUGACGGACAAUGCGUGUCACCAUGCCAAUAAGGGAUCUCAGUGUCAAGGUUUUCAAGAGUACAGUUUGCCUUAGAAACUAGUUCUGCUUUACUUUUGUGUGACCAGACCUCCAAAUGGUUGAAAUUUUCGGACCAAGCUUACGUUUCGGUUUAAAUGUUUUGUAUUGUCAGACAUAAAAAAAAAAC